This is a messenger RNA of Chelonia mydas (Green sea turtle), 17105 nucleotides long. It is a transcript of the gene AGO2, whose product is annotated as argonaute RISC catalytic component 2. The coding region runs from base 317 to 2926 and encodes 869 amino acids. The record is from RefSeq and is a predicted model, not a curated record. Gene Ontology annotation, biological process: regulation of DNA-templated transcription; regulatory ncRNA-mediated gene silencing. The transcript has 19 exons. Gene Ontology annotation, molecular function: RNA binding; endoribonuclease activity, cleaving siRNA-paired mRNA; protein binding. Gene Ontology annotation, cellular component: RISC complex. Lineage: Eukaryota; Metazoa; Chordata; Testudines; Cheloniidae.
GAUGGUGGAUUUUCUGAUCCUAAAUGAAGUCACUCAGGAAACUGAAGAAGAGUCUGUUAGAGAGGGAUAAUGGCUACAAAGUAGGGGAGAGGAAAGAGUAGAAGCAAAAUCAGAUGAUGUUGAUAUCAGUAAAACAAGUGAUAAAAAUGGUGCAUGCUUAGAAAAGUUAAUUGAUUAAAACAAUUCAGUGGUUUUAAAUGAUGAUACUCCAACUAGAUUUAAUGCAGCAGAUAGUAGUUUUUCCUGCUUAGACCUGGGAAUUAUAACAGCAGAUACUGCAAGUAAAUGCAACUUGGAAUUAUAUAAGGAAGAAGGAAUGGGAUGUGAUAAUUUCCCUAUACUUCUUACUUUUCAAGGGCAAGUGCUUGCACCUCCUCCACCAUUGCCACCACCAAUACAGGGAUAUGCCUUUAAACCUCCUCCUCGACCAGAUUUUGGUACUUCUGGAAGAACAAUCAAACUACAGGCCAACUUCUUUGAAAUGGACAUUCCUAAAAUUGAUAUCUACCAUUAUGAAUUGGAUAUAAAGCCAGAGAAAUGCCCAAGAAGAGUUAACCGAGAAAUAGUUGAGCAUAUGGUCCAGCACUUUAAAACACAGAUCUUUGGGGAUCGUAAACCAGUAUUUGAUGGAAGAAAAAACCUUUAUACAGCUAUGCCACUUCCUAUUGGGAGGGAUAAACAGGUGGAGUUGGAGGUCACGCUUCCAGGAGAAGGGAAGGACAGAAUAUUUAAGGUGGCUAUAAAAUGGAUGUCCUGUGUGAGUCUGCAGGCUUUACAUGAUGCUCUUUCUGGUCGGCUGCCAAGUGUUCCUUUUGAAACUAUCCAGGCUCUGGAUGUAGUGAUGAGGCAUUUGCCUUCCAUGAGGUAUACUCCUGUUGGCCGUUCUUUUUUUACUGCAUCUGAAGGGUGCUCAAACCCUCUGGGUGGUGGCAGAGAAGUUUGGUUUGGGUUCCAUCAAUCAGUCAGACCUUCACUCUGGAAAAUGAUGCUUAAUAUUGAUGUGUCUGCAACAGCAUUUUAUAAGGCACAGCCAGUAAUUGAGUUUGUAUGUGAAGUUUUGGAUUUCAAGAGUAUUGAAGAGCAACAGAAACCUCUCACAGAUUCCCAAAGGGUAAAGUUUACCAAAGAAAUAAAAGGUCUAAAGGUGGAGAUAACACACUGUGGGCAAAUGAAGAGAAAAUACCGAGUGUGCAAUGUCACCAGACGACCAGCAAGUCACCAAACAUUCCCACUUCAGCAGGAGAGUGGACAAACAGUUGAAUGCACUGUAGCUCAAUAUUUUAAGGACAGACACAAGUUGGUUCUACGUUAUCCUCACCUUCCAUGUUUACAAGUUGGACAGGAGCAGAAACAUACAUACCUUCCUCUUGAGGUGUGCAACAUAGUGGCAGGACAGAGGUGUAUAAAGAAGCUAACUGACAAUCAAACUUCCACUAUGAUACGGGCAACUGCCAGAUCAGCACCUGACCGUCAAGAAGAGAUUAGCAAAUUGAUGCGAAGUGCAAGUUUUAAUACUGAUCCUUAUGUUCGUGAAUUUGGAAUAAUGGUCAAAGAUGAAAUGACUGAUGUGACUGGGAGAGUCCUACAACCUCCCUCAAUCCUGUAUGGAGGCAGAAAUAAAGCAAUUGCUACACCAGUUCAAGGUGUUUGGGAUAUGAGGAAUAAACAAUUUCACACUGGAAUUGAAAUUAAGGUCUGGGCAAUUGCCUGCUUUGCUCCCCAGCGACAGUGCACUGAAGUUCAUCUUAAGUCCUUCACAGAACAACUGAGGAAGAUAUCAAGAGAUGCAGGAAUGCCAAUCCAGGGGCAGCCAUGUUUCUGUAAAUAUGCCCAGGGUGCAGAUAGUGUGGAACCUAUGUUCAGACAUCUAAAGAACACCUAUGCUGGGCUACAGCUUGUGGUAGUCAUUCUGCCAGGGAAGACUCCAGUUUAUGCGGAAGUAAAGCGUGUUGGUGACACUGUGCUGGGGAUGGCUACGCAGUGUGUUCAGAUGAAAAAUGUGCAAAGAACAACACCACAAACUCUGUCCAAUCUUUGUUUAAAGAUCAAUGUCAAAUUAGGAGGAGUAAAUAACAUUUUGCUGCCACAAGGGAGGCCUCCGGUAUUUCAGCAGCCUGUCAUAUUCCUGGGUGCAGAUGUAACUCAUCCACCAGCUGGAGACGGAAAAAAGCCUUCCAUUGCUGCAGUUGUAGGUAGCAUGGAUGCUCACCCUAAUCGAUAUUGCGCCACUGUGCGUGUCCAGCAGCAUCGUCAAGAAAUCAUCCAAGACUUGGCUGCCAUGGUCAGGGAGCUGCUUAUUCAGUUCUACAAAUCAACCAGAUUUAAACCAACUCGCAUUAUUUUCUACAGAGAUGGUGUUUCUGAGGGGCAAUUUCAACAGGUUCUCCACCAUGAACUGCUGGCUAUCAGAGAAGCAUGCAUUAAACUAGAAAAGGACUACCAGCCUGGAAUUACAUUUAUUGUUGUGCAGAAAAGGCAUCACACCAGGCUCUUCUGUACAGACAAAAAUGAACGGGUUGGAAAAAGUGGAAACAUUCCAGCAGGUACUACAGUGGACACAAAAAUCACCCAUCCAUCAGAGUUUGACUUUUACCUUUGUAGUCAUGCUGGUAUUCAGGGAACAAGCAGACCUUCUCAUUACCAUGUCCUCUGGGAUGACAAUCGUUUCUCGUCAGAUGAACUGCAAAUUCUUACCUACCAGCUGUGUCAUACAUAUGUACGCUGUACUCGUUCCGUCUCAAUCCCCGCACCAGCAUACUAUGCACACCUGGUUGCCUUCAGAGCCAGGUAUCAUCUGGUGGAUAAAGAACAUGAUAGUGCUGAAGGAAGCCACACUUCUGGUCAAAGUAAUGGCAGAGAUCAUCAAGCACUUGCUAAAGCAGUUCAAGUUCAUCAGGACACGUUACGUACCAUGUACUUUGCUUGACAUGUUUUAAUGUUUAGCGAUUUAGUAGAGUUGGAUUCACGUGAGACCAGCUGCACUUAGACCAACAGUUGCCCACGCUACAGUGACAGCCAGCAAUGAGUGAUGCAUCUUUAUUUUAUUAGUUUUUCCAUUUGCAAGAAAGCCUUCCGUCCGGAAUUUCAGACUUGAUUAUGAACUGCAGACCCGUACAAAACCCCACAGUUGUUGGAAAUGUGGUUUGCCAAAAUCUCUAAGCUGCUUGUCAGAAAACAAACCCAUAUUUUGUAGUUAAAUCAAAAGCUGUGAUCUCAGGGCUAAAAACAAAACAAAACUUUUUCAUGUAGUUUGCUAUUCAAUUUAUUUGUGUGUUAAUAAUUUGGAAAUACCUUAUUCACGUCAAAUUUGAUGAGCUCAGAUGCUGUGAGCUUGCUUUUAAAACAAAGAAAGAAAAGGAAAAGCACUACUUCAGUAUUUAUGAAGCCUUGAUCAUUCUGUAUGCAUUUACAAAAGUUUUAUUUUCAAAGUGCAAAAAGAUAAUAAUUCUGGUCCUCCACUGUCUUACAGGAUCAUUCUGUAUGUCUAAGAGCAAAUGUAUUUUCUGAAAUUUGUUCUUGAAUGUCUUUUAUUGUGCUGCAUUUAAAGAUUUUUUCAUAGACUUAUGAAAUAAUUUCAGAAAAAAAUUAACUUGUAUCUGAACCUUUAAUAAGUCCAGUGAGAUUGGCAAAAAGAAAAUGUGCCAUUCAAAUUUUUUUAAACUUUUUUUUUAAAAUCAUACUGACAGCUAAUCAUAGAAUUUGUCCUAUAGGACUCUGACACUUACUUUCCAAAGUUUCUAAAAGAAUACGGGUCUGUGGUGAUAAAUACAGUACAAUCCUUCACUGUUAUGUUUGAAUUUUUGGAAAUUUUAUAUGUUUCACAGUAUUAAUGUGAUAGACUAGAUGCUAUUAUUUAUUUUAUUUACUAAGGAGUGCUCAUCAUAUUUCUGUUAACAUAUCAAGAAAGCUUUGGAUUUUAGACAUUAAAACCGUAUCAUGGAGACAUUAUUAUUCAAAUGCAGGAAUAUGCAAUUGAGUUGGAUAUGACAGAAGUCAGAGAUGUAUACAGUGUGUAUUGUAUAGCUUGUAAUUUCUGGAAAGACUUUUUCAGCAUGCACACAACAUGGCAAGUUUCACCUGUGCAUUCAGAGAGACACACCGUGAGACCAACAUUCUCCAUCCAUUCAAGCACAAAACAAUUCUACUUUAUUUAUUUGUUGAUUAUUGGUGAAGCAGCAGUUCAAAUUGAGGAGAAUGGUUCACUCUUUAUAGUUUAGCUAGCCAAAUUUAAUAGAAUCUAUGCAGUAAAAAUAACUCUUAGGAAACUUUUGAAGUUUACUUGUGGAAGAAAGUGAAACUCUUUGUUAUACAUAAGGUCAAUAGUGUGAGUGAGAUUUUUGCCAUUCUCUUAGGAGAAGCAUUAAUUGAAACUGAUAAUUAUUAGACAUAUAUGCUUCUGUUAGUUUGCACACUGGGUUCAUAUACAUCAUAAUACAUGUAUAAACCAUUGCACUAAUUGUGACACCAUAAACAAUUUUAGAAGAGGAUGGGGGGGGGAAGCAAAAGUUGUUUAUGCUGACUUGAUUUUGUUUAAUGUUCUCGUAUGCUAAAUCAAGUACAUAUUAAGCAUGUAGAUUUUUUUUAAAGUUGCAUUCUCUUCCUUUGUUUCAUUCAGCGCGUGCGCGCGCGCUCUCUCUCUCUCUUUCCCUUCCCCCUGACAAGCAUAUUUACCUCUAGCCAUCAAGGUGGGCAAACAGCCUCAUCCAGAAUUAGUGUCAGUGCCAUAUUUUGUAUAGACUAGAACUGUUUGCUGUUGAGUAAGCCAGAAAAUGCCCAUCUUUGCUGCCUAAAAGGUUUAGGUGCAUAAUUUUGUGUACAAGUUCAGGUCUGCACCUUGUCGCACAGCAUGUUGUUGCUCGUGUUGUUUGGCUGAAGCAACAAAGUAAAUUCUGUUAAUGGAUGAGUCAGUCAUAUGUACAUCAUGCUAGUUUAUUAUUCCUGUCUUGCUGUUGAAAUCAGUGGGCCAGAAUCUGUUGUCAGUUAUAGUUGUGUAACUACAGUUACUCCUGAUUACACUGGUAACUGAAAAUAGAAUUCAGCCCUUUGUAAUUACUAAGCAGGUUAUAAAAGCCACCACUAAAACAAAUUUAGCUGAUUUGCAGUAGCUUUUCUAUGAUGAGUGUGUUGCACUUUUCUCUACAGUAUUUUGAGCAGUGUAGAAAUUCAUUGCUGGCUUUAAUUUUGGCACAUUAUCAGACAAUUGUGUGAGUUAUUCUUUAAGAAGUUAAAAUAAUUAGUCAGCCAUUUUUAAAAUUCCAUUGGUGGUUCUUGCUAUUUGUUAUGGUUAGGUGCUCAGGAUGAUAUUCAUCUUCUUCUCCUCUUUCUCUGCUGCACAAACCUGGAGUAAAUUACUUUAUAUGGGCAACCAGAUACAGCAAGGAUCCACCUCAAUCCCACAUCCUGAAUUCAAGGUAGAUCAAAGGGCUAUGGUGCCUCCUCCUGUGGCUUUUGUUCUAGUCUAUGGGCUAGAAUACCAGGUGCUUCUCCAAUGUGGGAGUUCCGGUCUACUGGCUCUGUGCAAAGAUCCAGAAGCCCCCACUCCAAAGACCCCUAACAUGCAGCCAAGAUAUCCAAAAGGCAUGGGUGCAGAGGAUUGCUGUGGGGGCUCUGCAGACACUCCACCAAAGUGUCUGUUGCCCCUAUGUCCUGUUAGCACGAAUGGGAAUUGUGUGCAGUUCCCUCAAAUGUAAUGAAGGAUGCAAACCCCUGAGGAAUGAUUGUCAGUACGGUGGGACUGGGGAGUUUACAGUUUGUAGAUAUAUAUAUUAGCUAGAGUACUCUAAUUUUUAAAAUGGCUUUGAUUUUUUCCUAAUGAAAUAUACAGUGAAUUAGUCCAUCAUAUAAUUUAAUUGAUUUAAAUAUUUUUAGGAAAAGUUUUUUAAUGGGCAAUGCACUUUGAAAAGUAGGCACUCUGUGUGCAUAAUAACUGCUUUUUAUAAAGAUUAAUAUAAACAACAUGCAUAGACCAAAACAGCUCCAAUCAAAUAAACAAUACACCUUUAUCCUUUUCAGUUUACUCCAGCCUGCAAGGACAGCAAUAUCUCGGGUAAACGUGUAUAAAUUUACCCACAAAAUAUUCUCUCUAAGAACUAAGGAAAAGUGGUUGCAAAAUAUUGUGUAUACGAAGUUUAGGAAUGUGACACAUGCCCACAGAUGCUAUUGAAUUCAUACGUAAGGCUGAUAGUUUUAACCAUUAAGUCACUGGUUCAAAUUCAACUCAGGUCAGCACUAACCAAAAGUACUUACUAUCUGCAAUUCGUUGGCCUGUGCAAAAAGAUAUCUAACUCCAGUUGCUAGAGAACCAUGAAGCAGAUCCUCUUCUGUUACAGUGGUUCUGCUCUGAGCUACAUUUGCACCAAUUGCAGCAAUGGUAUUUUGUAUCUUGGUCUCAUGAUUGGUGCAAAUUGGCCUUCUUGUUAGCAAAACCAGGUCAGGAUUGAGCAAUGUGGAACAAUUGUGCGUUCACAGUGUACCGUUUUGUGGAAAAACGGGAUCCAGGCUCUACAACUGUCAAUCUCAGAUCUUUUAUUAGCAUUAUAUUUAUAUAAAAAUGAUCCUUAUGAAAAAGGCUGAUAAGUGAUGGACAUGUUAGAAAUAGGUAUGUGAGGCUUUACAUUGUGUGUGUGUGUGUGUGUGUGUGUGUGUGUGUGUUGGAAGAUGAAGGGUUAAACAAUUCUGAGUUAAGUGUCAGCUAUAACUUUGAAUUUCCUGCCUUAUUUGUACUAAAUAUUAACACUACUGAAAUAGAGAGAGACUUCAGAGGCUAAUAGAAAUGCUGCUAUUCAAAGGUGCAAAACAAAACCAGCAAAGAUAAAAUAUUCAAUGGAAGCCAUUUUUUAAAAAAGCUAGAUACAAAACUACUAUUGGGCUCUGUUGUGCCUUUUUAGGUACUUCUGGUGUUUGGGCUGAUGGAGGGUUACACUGACCCAGUGGGAUUGCUCAGAGUCACAAAGCCUUCUGGAGCACCUGGGAAAACUGUUGAAUCACCCUUUAAGAGGUUGUGCUCUGCUAGCAGUUGCUGGUGAGGGAUGGAGUUAUGCUUCUGCGUUCUCCCCUCUGCCCUCUUUGGGUUAACUGUUUGAGGUAGCCCUUGCAGUCCUUGCACCUUCCCUUCCCCUCCUGCUUUGCCCUAGCCCAUGUGUAGGUGCAUAUUUGUCAGUUUGCAUUAGUAUGCAUAGUUUUGACUUGAUUCAGACUAAAAUACUUUCACGCCUGUAAUUAAAUAUUUUAUUGACUAUUGCAUAGAUCAUUGGAAUAGUUGGUAAUCUAUUUUCCAAAAUCUUUUCAUAUUGACUUGCAUAUUUCUAGAACUGUCAUGAGAAAAACCUUCAGGUGGCUUUUGUCAAUUGCCCAAGUCACAAGGAGGUGUUGUGUGAUAAUCUGCUAGAGUCUGCUUGCAAAUUUUACAGGUAAUUAUGCUGAAAGAAAUUUCCAUUGUGUAAGUGUGGUGGGGGGUGUUCAUGACCCCAUUUCCCUCUUUCUUGUACUCUCAAACAUAUCUUUCACAAUUAUUUAACCCAAAAUUUGUCUAGCAUAUGUUUAGUUUUUACGUUUGAUUAACUUAUUUCAGUAAAUGUUGUGGCCUUUGUGUAGAUUUAAAUGAGUAGUCCGAUCCAAACAAGGCUUGAUAAAAAAUGAUAUAUUUAUUAGUAAAUCACUUUUUUAUUAUUAAGAUUAAAGGUGAAAUUUUCAAAAAGGUUUAAAUCACUUUUGAAAAUGGCACUGAAACCCAUAUUUUUAAAGGUAUUUAGGCAUUGUGAUGCUGAGCACAGCAACAUCUAAAUAUCUUUAAACAUCAGGGCCCUAGUCAGUUAGGCUCCAAAGUGCCUACAUCAUUUCUGAAAAUGUAACUUAAGCUCUGACAUCAUUCCGGCUUUUUUGAAAAUUUUAUCCAAAUAUUGUCUGGUUUGUAUGUGCCAGACUCAGGAUCAAAUUUUAAUCACAAGUGCAUUGCACUUUGCUGGAUAACUCAGAUUUUCUUUUGCACUUAUGGAUUGCAGCAGUAAAUUCCUCGAGUUAAAUGUGUACCACACAUUAUUGGAGACCCGAUUCUUCUCACAGUAAGUUAUUAGCAAACAUCUCAUUGACUGCAAUGAGCGUGAGAGCAGGAAAAGGCCCUUCAUUAGAAUCUGCCUUUUUGUCUUGAAAAUUUCAGUUAGAUGCUGUAGGUUACAGUGCGUGUUUAAUGGAUUACCUUCUUUCUGACUAAGAAUGCUGACAUUUUAAGACUACAAUAGGCCAGUCCUGCAGCUUUUACUCAUGCAAAGCUCACACUAAAGUCCAUCAGUUCUGCACAAAUUAUAAAUGUAGAAUUGGGACCUUUACUGGGGGAUGUAGAUGGAAAUGUUGGUUCAUUUGAUGUAAUCCAGAGAACACUUUGGGUGGCAUAGAUAAGCCAUAAGACUUUUUAUAAUGUAAGAGAUUUCUUACACAUGAGAAAAGGAAUGUAAAUAAGUUCUCUCUCCAGGUUUUCACACUCAAUGCCAGUUGUAAUCAGAUUAUAAAUAGUCUUCUUAAUUGUUUUUUCUAUUUUGAAAAUUUCUCCAAAAGUAACAUCUCCUUUGCUUUAAUCGUCACUGUGGUUGUUAGACCCAGUGUGACUUUCUCAGUUUCUAACACAGGACAGUAUAUUUUUGAUUUUUAUAUUCUAUUUAGUAACUUGCUUCUAAAUGCAUACCUACAAUCUUUUCUAAGGAAAAUUUCAAUUUAAACAGAAAAUAAUUGCACUGAUUUUUUGAAAACUUCCCUUUUACUGUAACAGACUUUUUUGCAUCUGCUGUAGCUGGUUGAAAAUACUGUAAAUAGUAGUAUGAAUAGCAAAACAUUGAAAUGUUCUACAUACCAUUCAUUGUUGUACUUGCAUUUUUAGAGAUACUGCCCACUUUACAGUAUUAAGAUAUGAGCUGUAUAUGUUUUUUUUUUUAAUUUUAUUACACUUUCUCAUUUUGCAUGUGGUAGAUACAUCCAUAAAGGGUACAGUUUCUCAUUUGCUUUCUGUAAAAUGGAGUCAGGUUUUUUUGUCUUUAUUUACAUAACAAUUCUUCCCUAACCGUCUCCCUUCUACCCAUGUUUUCCGCACCACACUGCACAAAAUGUAAAAAACAUUUGAAGUUACCAAAAUUCAGAUUGUAAAGCAUUUAAAUGCCUCUCUUUAAUAUCACUGGUAGAUAAUUAAUAGCGCUAAUAUCUGUGCUAAUAACCAUAGCUCUGUAAUGCAUUUUUUUUUUCCUAGCUCCUUCCAGCACUUGAUUCUGGCAUCAGAUUCUAAAGGACUAGUCUGUGAGGCAGUGUUAAUAGAAUCAUAGAAAUUAGAGAUGGAAAAGCCUAAUGUAGCAUCUAGGCUAUUCCUCUGCUGAUGCAGAAUUGUUCCCUAUAGUAUUUUUUAGAGCUGUGACUUAGGAAACAGGGCUACCAAGUUGCCUUCUUGGUCACCCACAUUAGAAAGCCACCAGUCUAAUGAUUUGCAUUAAUUGAUUGUUUGCUUCUUAGAGGCUGGAGAGACCAAAACUACGGCACUGCUACUGUUUUAUACACAGUACGUUGGUAAAUCUCUCCUCUCAGCUCUAAGGCUUAAUGGCUGUAGUGUAUAGCACCUUGGAAAGUCUCAAAGUGAGUCAUUUUUAAUCCAAAAGUUUGUGUUUAAUGGUGUAAAGUAUAAUCCAUGAUAUAACAUUUAAAGUUCUUCAGCUGUUUUUCCCCCAUGUUUCUUUGUCUGAAGUGUUAAAGUAAAUGUAAUGGCUUGGCCAAAUCACUACAGAAGGUGAUUUCCUAUCAUUCUUUAGUUUGCAACCAGGUGCAGUUAAAAGCUACCUCCUAUACUCUUCCACAAAUUAAUAUUUGCUUUUGAAAUGCAACUGUCGUUUGUUGUAAACGGCCAAAAUAUUCCCAAAUGAGCUGAAUUGUUUCCUUCUGGCUUGAGAACUUAUGUGCCAUACUGUGAUUCUUGAUAUCUGCUUGCCACUUAUUAUUUUUAUGUAGGGCAGGUUGGGAUGGUGUUAAUGGAAUGCUGUCUGUCAAAGUUUUGGAAAUAGUGAGGCAACUGAUUUCACAUGUCUGGCAUGUUCAUUUUCAUUCAUGUUUACUUUUGUUAAUAGGGAUACCACCUUAAAAUAGUCCGCUCUUGUAGUAGUUGUGUUUUCACGCUGCUGUUUCCAGGCAAAAAUUGUUUUUUUGUGUUAGCUCUAUGAUUUGCUGAAAAAUAUAUCCUGUUUUAAUUGAAGGUGACAUUUGAAGGUGCUUGAAACAUAUUUUGAAGCUGAGACAAAAAUUAUGUAUUAGAAUAUUUUUUUAAAAUACCUUUUAGGUAAUUUUGAGAUUGUAACCUUGAAGAUACUAUAUUCCAAGUGAUAAGGAUAUAAAUUUUAAACACAGAAAAUGUCUUGAAUAUGUUUGUAUUGUGAAUAUGUUCUCUCAAUAACGUGCAAGGCCUUGGCCACACCUCAGAUCUUAAAAUAAGUGCACAUACACAAAAGGUGCUUUGAAUGAUCUGAAACUGAACUGUAGAAAACUCUGUUAAUACAUCAUAUUUUGUUUACAAUGAAUCCAGACAAGCUUCCUUAUUUUGUAUUUAACCACUUUGUUGUCAGAAAUUUUAUCAACUUAUGCACAGUACAUUAGCUCAGUAUUAUCGGAAUUUUCUAAAUUUAAUGUUUAAAAAUCAUUUGGUUCUUUAAGCCACAGAAGUUGGCGAGUGAGAAGUAAUCAUUAUAUUUUUUUGCUGUUUCUUCUCACUGAAAUGCUUGGGCAUGGCACCCAUGGACACUAGUGAAAAUUGUGUUAUGAAUGGGAGAGCUAGACUCAUUGAUGUUCCUAUAAUUAACAAAUUUGUCUACAGAUUAAAAAUAGUCUAGUAUAUUGACUGACUGCUCAUAGAUUCACAUCCCAAAAAGAAGGCUUACCAAGUAGCAGCUAUUCAAGGGCAGAAUCCUUGAGACUGCUCAGUUUUUACUCUGCCCUUACUCAGGCAAAAUGCCCAGUGAGUGUGGAGCACAGGAUUUGGCCCCAUGUACAAUAGCUGCUUUUCAGAAGACAGUUCACUACAUCUGGUGUUAUGGAUUCUUGUGCCAUCUCUAUGCCAUACUGGUUCUAGAAGUGCCACUGAGUGAUCCACCGUGUAGAUUUAUUAAGCAUAACACACCAUGAGCCCAUCUUCAUAACACAACAAUAGCAUUAUAUGUUACCUUUUGGAUAAUUGGCUGUCAAUCCCAAACCCAGGCCCAGAUCCUCCUGGGAAUCUGUGGAAAGAGGGAGCCUUUUACAGACGGAUCUGUAGGAGAGAGCGUAUGUAACCUCUAUUGCAUUAUCUGCCCCAUUCGCCAAGGACGAUAGGUGCAGAGACUGGCUGUGGAGACUGUUCUCCAGAGCACUGCUUAUCCUGCCUUUAUUCAAAUGAGAAUUAACGUUGCUCCCUUUAGGUUCUCUUUGUGGCUUCUAUUGACCAGCUACAAGGUGCCAACCCAAAAGCAGCACAGCUCUUGGGGUAGGUGGGCAGUAAAUCAGUCUGGAAGCAAAAAUCAACAUUCAAACUGCUCCUGCUGGCACAGAUUGCUAAGUUAUCGACCCUAUGAAUUUCACAAGAAGGGGAGGCUUGGCAGGCAACUCCACAAGAAUGUCAGAAUUUUAUCCAUCUGGCUUCCUCCCAGACUACCAAAGACUAUUCUGAUUGGCUUGGGAUGGCUGCUAUUGCAAGGUCAUUGGCAUGGGCACUGGCUUAAGUAUAGGGAUUUGGGGAGAACUGGACUUGAAGAUUUGUAAGGAUACAAGAAUCCUGCCAUCCCCCUCCCCCAAAAAAUGGAUCCAUGACACAAAAUGCAGACUUUUGUUAAUAUCUGUUCCCAGGAUACAUCUUAAUAUCUUCAAAGGAGGGAUUACUCUUUAAUUGGACCGCUUAUUGUAUUUAUUAAUGGAUCUUAAAUUGAAUGGCUAUAUUUAAUAUUUUUUUUUAAAAAAAGGUAUUUUAAAUUUUUGUUUUGCCUAAUUAAAUUAGACAUAUUAAAACAAAGUGGCAUGCUUUGUAUGCUUACGUUUUAAAAGAAAGUCUGUUUGUUUAAAAACAUUUGAUUUUCCUUACCACAGUUUUCCCCAUUCCUUGCAUGCACUCUGUUGUACUAGGCUCCAACUUGUUUCUUUUCCUUAAACCCUGCUGAAACACUUGGGGCCAAGUCAUCAGUGUAAGUUGCACACUUGAUCAACAUGACGAUCAGGACAUUACGUUUGUUUGUUUUUUAAAUAUAUACUUACCUCACACUUUAUUUUUUCUGAGAGCUUUGAAGCUUUAACUACUUAAACAUCCCAAAAGCCCAGCUCGGUACACAGAGGAAGGAUUUGAGGCACAGAGUAAGAUUAGGAACUUAGGAGAUCCUGGUUCCCAGGCCCAUAUCUGUUCCAUUAGGCUAUGCUGCCACUCAAAAAGUGUAUGUAAUGUUUAUUUGGACUUGGUUCAUUCUGUGCCUAACAACUUUUAUUCUCCCAAAGUUAAAAGUUGAAAUAUUAUACUGUACUUUGGCCUGGCACCCACACUGUCCCUGAAUCUUGCAGCUGUGUGUAAAAUUGCACAUUAAUGCUGGUCAUGUCUGAAUAUCAUUGGUUUGGGACUUUUUUUAUUUAUUUUAUCAUUUUUUUAAGCCUGCCAUGUCUUCUCCUCCAUUCAUUCUGGCUUAUAGUGGCUUAAUAACUUGUGAGUAGGUCUAACUACAGAGGGCCUGUUCCUACACUUCUUGUGCACCCAAAAUUCCCAUUUACUUAGUGGGAGUUUUGGGGUGUGCAAAAAUGGCAGGAUGAAGCCCCUAGUGUGAGAACAUACCACGCAAUAAAGAUAUUUUUAAAAAUUGUGUCCAGCUCCCAUUGAAGUUGAUGAUAAUAUUCACAUUUACUUCAGUUGUCACAGGGUCAAGCCCUUAAUACUUUGUUGUUGUUUUUUUAAGCAAACAUUGGCCCUAUUUUUUAGACCCCAUAUUUACAUUCAAACAAUCAUUAAACUAUUUAGGACUACUCAUGUACAUUGAAAGAUUGGGCUCUUUUUUUUUUUUUUGCCCUUUUGGUAUAUUUUAUUAUUUUGUUUUUAUUUGCAAUAAAGUAAAAUAACAUGUCACUAACCACUUGACGAACUUAAGUCUUUUGAUAGAUCCAACUAACAUACAUUGUCUUGGCAGGAAUGUUUAACCCCAGGAAUGCCUCUAUUAAAAUCAGAUUCAUUUAAAUUAGCCCAACUUCUGCAUUUCUUUUUGUGUGAUAGAACUUGGGCAACUUCAAAUAGUUUAUGUAUGUUUGAUUUUUGCUUUUUUAGAUACUGAUUCCAUGUUUUAAACUAGUUGUUGUAGGGAAGAUAGUGUACACUUUUAUAUAGGCAAGAAAAUAUUUAACUCAUUUUAAAAAGGAUCUGUAAUAAAUAUUUUUCCUUUACUAAAUCAGGGUCUUUAUUGUUAAAAUGUAAACUAGUUAUAAUGAAGCACUAUACCUGGAAACUUUCUCCUGUGUUCUGUUCUGAAAAAUGUUACCAUUCAUAUUGGACAAAUUGCUAUCUUAUUCUGAUCCAAAUAUACUUUAUUUUGUUUGGGGUUUUUGUUUUUGUUUUUGGUUAAAAGAAGGGGCUGCCUCCAUAUAAGAGAUUUAGGGACAAAUUUUCUGCUGGGGCAAAUAGACACAGCUCUAUUGACUUCAGUGGAGUUUCAUCAGUUGACACAAGCAGAAUAUUUGGCCUUUAGAAUUUACAGUAAGUCAAGUUCACAAACUGAGACCAGUUGCAAAUUUCUGUGCAACAAAGUGGUUAACUGAUCAUGAGGGAGGUGGGAUGGAAAAGAGAAUGUAUUGUUUAAAUCCAGAUAUUUCCUACCUUUGGUACACUUCAGAUUUAACUGACACCUACUGAGGGUUUUAACCCUUAAUUUUAAACCGUUUUUUUAUUAUUUUUGUAAAAUAACUGAAAAAGAACCAAAAAAGAACUCAAAAGUUUGAUUGUACAUGCUCCCUUUUUAUUUCUUGAUUAUAAAAAAAAAAAAAUGACAUUUUGAAUCAAAAUGUUUUUAUGACCAUUUAAAGUUUACUAUUUUUUUAAGAAGUUGAGCAGUUAAGGGCCUCGUUUCAAGCGGUACUAAAUGUUUAUUAACCAGUUUAUACCUGUGUAUUGCAUCUGUGUGAAGAAGUCUUGUGCUUGCAAUAUAUAUAAACCAUCUGGUGCUGUUUUGUUAAAAUUGGCACUUCUUGUAAAAACGUAUUUAUACACAUUAGAUGCAUUGUAUAAUUUCCAUUUACUACACUGAUGUAAACUUCAUUCUACACAUUCAUAUAUAAAUUGAGGCUUCAUGUAGAUAUUGUUUAGUUUAAAUACACUGUAUGUAUCUUGAAUACUUAAUUAAAUGCUUGCAUGAUGCUAUGUGGUGAUGCCACUUUAAGCCUUAACAAGUUGUUAAAUUUGUUGAUUGUCCGAGUAUGCAAAAACAUUAAUUUAACAGGAUAGGUUGUUCUGUAAAGGAGAUGGUAAAGAAGAAAAAAGGUUUCUCACCUAAGAAAUAAAGGGAAUCUUAUAGUGAUUGAUAUAUACCGUGACUGACCUUUCAAGGCACUAGCUGUCACUGUUGCGCUACAGAAACUGGGUUAUUGUGCAUUUCUAUGGCAGUAUACAGAAAGCAAGUAUCCUAAAAUCUUGGCUUUUUUGUUUCUAAGAUUUAUAUGACCAUAAUCUUUUUUCCCAAUUUGAAAUUUAUUUAUGUCGGAAAGAGGAUUAUUAUUCAAUAUUUAAAUUUAUGUUUAUAAACCUGCUCUCAAGUUCUGUGGUUUCUUCAGAGCAUGCCAUCAUUUUUCACUUCUUAUGACUGACAUUUAAUCCUUACAACAUUUUUAAUUAGAGGCAAAAAAAAGUGUUGGGGACCCAGCUUUCUUUACAAUUUGGAUCUACCUCAUUUAAACAGUUGGGUGCUAUUUACUCAAAUUGUCAAUGAGAUUGGGUAAAAAGUGACCAAACAUUAAGUGAUGACAAACCUCUUAAGAGGCAAUACUCUGCAAACCAAAUCUUUGUGGUUUAUUGUUUAGAAACAACAAAUAUUUGGAUUUUAUUCUUUGUGCCUUUUUGUGUUGAGUCCCAAUGCAUAACAAUCAAACAUCAGACUCCUAACUAAAAAUAGCAAAUUAAAUAAUUUUAACAGCAAAUUAAAAAAAAAAAAACAUGGAAAAGAGUUUUUAAAAAGUGAAAAUAUAUUUUUCAGUGUAUCAAAUCAUAAAAUGUACAGUGUCACAGCAGAAUUCUUGUAAUGUGAACAGAAAUAAAAAUCCAAUAACUUGAUGUUUUUCAAAAUAUAUACAUCCCAAACUCUUCUAUGCAUCCACCUCCAUCUAUAUAUGUAUGUACAUACUGUGCACAAGAUUCUGUGUGUGUAUAUCUGUGUGUGAAUAUAUAUAUAUAGAAAAUGAAAGGGGAUGUGUGUGUGUGUGUGUGUGUGUGUGUGUGUAUGAUAGGUAAGGGACUAAAAUGUCAAAGUGAGUUUUCCGUGCAGUUUUGUAUUUUAACAGUUUACAAUUAUGUACACAUUUUUUCUAUUACGUAAACCUUUUUUACUUAAGAAAAAUCCUUUUUGGAGAAAUUUUAAGUUGUGAUACUAUCAUUUUUGAAGUUUGAAGAAUUAAACUUUAAUACCAGUAACCAAUACAGAGUGGGAAUCUUUACUGUAAAUUGUAUUUAGUUUUAAUAUUGGGGGGGGGGGGGGGGGGGGGGGGGGAAAGUUCUAUGUGGAAGUUGUAAAAGUACCAACAUUCCUUAGUGGCAGGACUUCAUAACUGUUUCCUAAGGCUUUUUGCUGCAGAGAGACUCAAACAAUGAGAAAAUGCCUCUGUUAAAUGUUUUUUAUAAAAUUGCUCCGUCAGGUCUACACUUAAGCUAUAUUUUAUAAAGCGUAAUCAUCCUUUAAUAUGCUGCAUAUAAAUUAUCAGCAUUGUUGCACUUUCUCAGUAAUAAUGUAUGCCCUGCAAUUGGCUCAUGAUAAAGACUUCAGUUUUUUAACGAAACAGUAGUACUUUGGGCAGAAGCUAAGAUUUAUAUAGGUACCUCAAGAAAAAAAAAAAGCCUGAAUAUGCUGCAUUUUGUUCCUUUAACUUUUUUCAUGUAGUAUUUUGUUUGCUUUUUAUUAUUUGUUUUGUGUAUUAUUACUAGCUACCUGUUUUGCUUUUUGGGACCCCAAUAGAGUUUAGAAAGUUGGUCUGUAUUCAUUUUGUAGGAUGUAGUAUCCUUUCUUGUGUCUAAUGCAGUAGUUGAUGUAAGGUUUUCCCUGCAUUCAACAAUAGAGGGUGUGGGGAAGUAGGCUUUACAUAGUAUAUUUCAGGGGAAAGAUACUACGUUUCUAAAACAGACAAUAUAUGUUCUUAAUCCUUUUUUUUAAUAUUUUAAUUUUUUGGUUUUUUUUUUGCUCGUGCUGCUUUCUUGACUCUUUUCUCAAACAUGAAUGAGAAGAUGGGCAGCUUGUUAAGUGGGGAAAAAACCCUGCCCUUUUGGUCUUUAAAUACAGGCCAAUGAAUAAACAGUAUUACCUAAUUAAUAAGGCUGGGCCAAAUUGUACUCUGUCACACAAUUGCAAAUCUCAGAGGGAAUUGCACCCAUGUGACUCAAAGCAAAAUGUAUCCUGACUUGAAAUUGUAGGCUGUCUAAUUAUUCAGAUUAAUGAGUUUUCUAGUUCUUUUUCCAAGUAAAUUAAAAUAUAAAAUGUGCACAGAUGGGAAUUAUCUUUGUUGAGAAAAGAAACUGUUGAAGGAAGCUUCUAACGCUGUGAAAUUGAGCAUUUAUUGUCAUGUUUUAAGCUUAGGUGGGUCCUUUCUCAAGUUUGUUUUGUAGCUUGCUAGGUAAAAUAGUUUGCACUACUUUUGCAAUAAACUCAUGAAAAACUAACCGUUAUUUUCUGUUUUGGUUUCUUACUGUGUAUAUAUAAACUAAUACUAAAGACUUAGCAUAGUGUUUUUCACCUCCAUAAGACUUGUAACAAGCGCAAAAUGCUGUAAAUCUUGACAAAAUAUGAUGUGAAUGAUAUUUUAUAAAGUUAUUUUGUAUGGUGUCAAUUUUGUUUUGCCUCAUAGUAUGUCAGCAAAAAAAAAAAAAAAAAAAAACAUAAAAUUCCUCAUCUUUA